CCUAUGUGAUUGAUCGCCGCUCAGCCAGUAGGAGACGGGGCUAGUUGUUUGUGUAUGUGGGCCUAAAAUUUAAUCGCCUAGUCUAGAAGAUUUGCUUGAAAGCGAUUGCAUGUACUUGAGGGAGUAGGGUAGGAAAUGCGUAUGGCCGCUGCGGAAUGAUACAUACUACGAGCCGUAAGAUUCUUAUAGAGAUGAAGACCCUGGAAUAUAUAUGUAAUAACGACAUCCCAGCAAAUGCUAUGGAGCAAAUGGUGGACCAACAGUGACGACAUCUGUGCUGUGCAUAUAAUCUCAACAUGGAUGAGGAUAACUUUCUUGUAUGAGAAGAAAUCCAAAAAGACACAUUGCACGCGGAGAAUUCUUGAGCUCGUGGAUUUUUGCUUUCAAGCUGUCUUUACUCUUGGUGUAAUGAGCGAUUGAUGGACGUAUUUUAAAAACAAAAAAAAUGGCACGGGCAAUUGCAUCGAAAAUGAGUUUCAGCUCACUGAAACGAAAGCAGCCUAAGACUUUCAAUGUCAGAAUAAUUACCAUGGAUGCUGAGAUGGAGUUUAACUGUGAGGUCAACUGGAAAGGGAAGGACCUAUUUGAUCAAGUGUGCCGUACUCUUGGUCUAAGGGAAACCUGGUUUUUUGGACUCCAGUAUACUGUAAAGGAUACUAUCGCAUGGCUUAAGAUGGAUAAGAAGGUCUUGGACCAUGAUGUUCCUAAAGAAGAACCUGUUACCUUCCACUUUCUUGCCAAGUUUUACCCUGAAAAUGUGGAGGAGGAGCUUGUACAGGAGAUAACCCAACAUCUCUUCUUCUUGCAGGUUAAAAAGCAGAUUCUUGAGGAGAAAAUCUAUUGUCCACCUGAAGCCUCUGUGCUGUUGGCCUCUUAUGCUGUACAAGCAAAGUAUGGAGACUAUGAUGCCUCGGUACACAAGCGAGGGUUUUUAGCAGAGGAGGAGCUGCUCCCAAAGAGGGUUAUAAACCUUUAUCAAAUGACUCCUGAGAUGUGGGAAGAGAGGAUUACUGCGUGGUAUGCCGAGCAUAGAGGCCGUACCAGAGAUGAAGCUGAAAUGGAAUACCUAAAAAUUGCACAAGACACUGAGAUGUAUGGAGUGAAUUACUUCCUCAUUCGGAACAAAAAGGGUACUGAGCUUCUUCUGGGGGUGGAUGCGCUUGGGCUCCAUAUCUAUGACCCAGAAAAUAGACUAACACCUAAAACCUCUUUCCCUUGGAAUGAGAUCCGGAACAUCUCCUACAGUGACAAAGAGUUCACCAUUAAGCCAUUGGAUAAGAAGAUUGAUGUGUUCAAGUUUAACUCCUCCAAGUUGCGUGUCAACAAGUUGAUUCUACAACUUUGCAUUGGCAACCAUGACUUAUUCAUGCGCAGAAGGAAAUCUGACUCCCUGGAAGUGCAGCAGAUGAAAGCUCAGGCUCGUGAAGAAAAGGCCAGGAAACAGAUGGAGCGCCAGCGGCUAGCGCGGGAGAAGCAAUUGAGAGAGGAAGCUGAGAGAACGCGUGAUGAGUUGGAGAGGAGGUUGCUACAGAUUAAAGAGGAGGCACAGAUGGCUAAUGAUGCUUUGAUGAGGUCAGAGGAGACUGCCGAUUUGUUAGCGGAGAAGGCUCAGAUCACAGAAGAGGAGGCCAAGCUGCUAGCCCAAAAAGCAGCCGAGGCUGAGCAGGAGAUGCAAAGGAUUAAAGCCACUGCCAUCCGCAGCGAGGAGGAGAAGAGGCUCAUGGAGCAGAAGGUGCUUGAGACCGAGAUGCUUGCCCUUAAGAUGGCAGAGGAGUCAGAACGAAGAGCCAAAGAAGCAGAGCAAUUAAAACAGGAGUUACAAGAAGCUCGAGACUCUGAACGUCGUGCCAAGCAAAAACUUCUGGAGAUUACAAGUAAAACAUCAUCUUACACGCAAGCGGCAGGAUCAAGUAGUACUUCGGUGGCCACUGUCGAUGUGCCAAGCUUCAACAUGCUCAGCGAUAGCAUGCCCUAUGAUUUCAAGGACACAGACAUGAAACGACUGUCAAUGGAAAUUGAAAAGGAAAAGGUGGAAUAUAUGGAGAAGAGCCGCCACCUGCAGGAACAGCUUAACGAGCUCAAGACAGAAAUAGAGUCUCUGAAACUCAAGGAGAGAGAGACGGCCAUGGACAUAAUGCAUGAAAAUGCAGGCAGCAAGCAAAACACAAUCAAAAAGGGGAGGAGAGCAGUCUGCAUCUGAGCGUGAAGCAUAGUGUGUGCCAGCUUACACUGCAGAGCACACAGUGCAGGGUGGCUUUCUUUGAAGAAUUGUAAGACAUCACCAGCGUGAUCCAGACAACCGCAGUUUGCCCAAGGACAUACUUACCCUGGACUAGCCUCAUUGACUUAAUGCAACACCGCGAUACAUCAUCAUAACUGUGACGAGGGACAUCCUUCAAUUUAUCCCAACUGCAUUUCCAUAUGAUAAUUUGCACCUGUGUUGUCUCCUUGCUGCAUUUUAAACCAUUCAAUUUUAAAGCACUGCAUUUGCAAGGUCAUUCAAACAUCUUAAAAGUGUCAUUGUUUGUCACUUCUACUUUUUACUUUUUGAAGUGGGUUAUACACAAUAGAACCUUCCCCACUUUGCAACAAAGCAUUCACUUUGACCCAAGGAAAGCCAUUUGUGGUAUUCUGGUUAACUGUUGAGGGCCGCAGGACACAUAAGCCUGUUCUAGCUUGUGUGUGGUCUAGCUCAUCUCCUCCUGGUCCUGCUGCUCAUCUACCAACCUCAAUCACUAACUUCUACAUCUGUGAUAUCACACGACAGGAGGGCACUUCAUGAGGAGGGAGGAGGCAGUUGUUUGAAGAGGCGAUGCUGCCAUGACCUAAUUCAGUUUGUGCUGAUGGAUUUUAAAAAUAAAA
Messenger RNA from Spea bombifrons (plains spadefoot toad), 2862 nucleotides. It is a transcript of the gene NF2, whose product is annotated as NF2, moesin-ezrin-radixin like (MERLIN) tumor suppressor. Gene Ontology annotation, cellular component: apical part of cell; filopodium; plasma membrane. NCBI's taxonomy places the organism in Eukaryota, Metazoa, Chordata, Amphibia, Anura, Pelobatidae. Gene Ontology annotation, biological process: regulation of organelle assembly; regulation of gliogenesis; positive regulation of protein localization to early endosome. Gene Ontology annotation, molecular function: cell adhesion molecule binding; actin binding. The record is from RefSeq and is a predicted model, not a curated record. The transcript has 18 exons. The coding region runs from base 446 to 2200 and encodes 584 amino acids.